Molecule: messenger RNA, 700 nt
Organism: Culex quinquefasciatus (southern house mosquito)
Lineage: Eukaryota; Metazoa; Arthropoda; Insecta; Diptera; Culicidae
Exons: 2
Coding region: 145-669 (174 amino acids)
Source: RefSeq, a predicted model, not a curated record
ACCAGUUCAAAUGGCAGGUAAUAAAGUUAUGCCUUCCCCCACAACAACCUUCAGUUGAAGUUCAACCACGUCCGGACGUACUACUUAAACCCGAAAACCGCAGUUUCCCGUAAAGUGAAGGAAUAUUCAAAAAAAUAAAUAACAAUGAAUCUUCGGUGGUUAUUUUUGGUGGCAUGUUUCGGUUGCAUCUUUCACGCAUCACACGGAUCGAUCAUCAACAGGGCGAUCGAAGCCCAAAAGGCUCUUAUAGAACGUGAGGAAGCCUUUGUGGAGGAGACUCGAAAUGCGAUCCGGGACCGAACCGAUCGAGCGAUGGAGUCCGCCAGACAGCUCCUGCUGAGUACGGCUGAGCGGAUGAUCCAAAUUGCGACCUAUCCGAUCCGGUACGGAGGUCAACUCGCUGGCCAAUCGAGGCAACUGUUGAGCAGCGCACGGGAGCGGCUACUCUCGUUUAAUCCAGUGGCGUUUUUUACUGAUCCUGGCACAUCUACCGAAGCUGUUAUUAUCCAUCAGGAGGAAGACGACAUGCCGUAUUUGGAAAAAAUGGAGAUGCGAAUGGCAGCCAUGCCCAAGAGAAAGCCAGAGGAUGUGGCUUUCGAUGCACCGGCCUUAGAGAUGCUAUCGAAUGAUGUUCACGGUGACGAAAAAGUGGCUGUUAGUAAUGAUUGAAGAGUUUAGGAAAAAAAUACAUGAAUUGACG